Molecule: messenger RNA, 1781 nt
Organism: Solea solea (common sole)
Lineage: Eukaryota; Metazoa; Chordata; Actinopteri; Pleuronectiformes; Soleidae
Product: tubby protein homolog
Exons: 10
Coding region: 342-1745 (467 amino acids)
Biological process (GO): protein localization to cilium
Cellular component (GO): cilium
Source: RefSeq, a predicted model, not a curated record
CAUCCAGGUCUUGUUUGGAGAAAGUUCUGAUCAUUUCAACUCCAGUGACGAGAGCAAAAGCACAACCUUACACUGAAAUGCUACACAGGCCCUUUGUCGCUUCUCCACAAUCAGUGGCUGAGCUGUGCAGCUCACUUUAAGAACAUUAUCCCCCUUUUAAUCCACUUUGCCUUCUGCCACAUGCAGGUGGACAGACUGUCAGACGGCACAGGGUGGGACAACCAAACACCCGCUUCCAUUUUAAAGGCUCACCGUGUGUGUGUGUGUUUUUGAGAACCCUUUUUUAUAGUUGAAAAUCCUUCAUUUUCUUCAGAUGACCUCGUGUUUAGCUUUGCUUAAACAUGGAGGAACCCGACGUGAGACAGCUGAAGCUGGACAACCAGCGAACCCUCCUGAUGAAGAAGCAGCAGAAGAAGAGGGCCGACACCCAAAUGGUGACGGCCACUCGGGAGAGUCGCCCAAAGAAAACCAAGCACAAAGCCGUGUGCUCUGACGAGACCCUGCUGUUAAUCAGCCAAUCCCUCAGCAGCACGUCUCUCAGCGAUCAAGUGGAGCACGCUCACGAUAACCCGCUGGAUGAAAUCACACUGGGCGAAUGCAACACGACGGCAAACAUGACCCUGGAGGAGCUGCCCUCAGAGACGCCCUGCACUCCCAGAGCAAUGGACACACAUGUGGACAAAGAGUCCGAGGCCACGUGUGAACUAGAGGACGAUGCUCAGGCGGAGGGGACAAAGACAAAGAAGAAAGACGAGAAAAAGGAAAAACCUAAACGAAACACAGGUACACCACGGUGCCAAAUAAGUGACGAGAGCAAAGAUGAAGAAGUCAGAGAAAAGGAGAGAAAGGGGAAAAAGACGAAUAAAGUAGACGAAACUACUCCAAGUCUAGUUUCACUGAACUCCAAUUACAGGGAGAAUUCAUCCUCGGACAGUGAAUCUAACAAAAGGUCAACCUCCCCAAUGUCAGUGGAGGAUCUAGAGAAGUUUGCUUUGCAUCCUGCUCCCAGAGACGUGACCAUCCAGUGCAGGGUCACCAGAGACAGGAGAGGAAUGGAGAAGGGCAUUUACCCGACUUACUACCUCCACAUGGAGAAGGAGGACGGGAAGAGGGUGUUUCUGAUGGCGGGCAGGAAGAGGAAGAAGUGCAAAACAUCCAACUACCUCAUCUCCACUGACCCGACAAACUUGUCCAGAGACACAAACAGCUACAUCGGGAAACUACGGUCCAACAUUCUGGGAACAAAGUUCACCGUCUACAACGGAGGAGAAAACCCAGAGAAGAAGCCCUUUAUCAAAGAGUGUGAAUCGGUGCGGCAAGAGCUGGCAGCAAUUUGCUACGAGACAAAUGUGCUGGGCUUCAAGGGUCCACGGAAAAUGACAGUGAUCAUCCCCGGCAUGCUGGAGAAUGACGAAAGAGUGUCCAUUCAACCAAAUAAUGACCUGGAAACUCUUCUGAGUCGCCACGCAAACGGCAACACGGACAAACUGGUGACACUGGUGAACAAAUCCCCGAGCUGGAAUGAACAGACUCAGUCUUAUGUGCUCAACUUCCACGGGCGUGUCACUCAGGCCUCUGUCAAAAACUUCCAGAUCAUCCACCCUGACAACGAUGAUUACAUAGUGAUGCAGUUUGGCCGCGUGGCAGAGGACGUCUUCUCGAUGGAUUACAGUUUCCCCAUGUGUGCCCUGCAAGCCUUUGCCAUAACUCUGUCGUCCUUUGAUGGUAAACUGGCCUGUGAGUGACUCCUGCUGGUGUGCCACAAGUGCUUAAAGAUGCCA